AUGGAUCAAGGGAGACAAGUGUUCACAGUAGAUCUUCUCGAGAGAUAUGCGGCAAAAGGCCGCGGCGUGAUUACGUGUAUGGCAGCUGGAAAUGAUGUGAUUGUGCUUGGAACAAGUAAAGGUUGGAUUAUCAGACAUGAUUUCGGCGUCGGAGAUUCUAGUGAAAUCGAUCUCUCUGCGGGCCGACCCGGGGAGCAAUCAAUCCAUAGAGUUUUUGUUGAUCCUGGGGGCAGCCACUGUAUUGCUACUGUGGCGGGCAGUGUUGGUGCUGAUACAUUCUACACUCAUGCAAAGUGGACCAAACCUCGUGUGUUAAGCAGAUUGAAAAGUCUAGUUGUCAAUGCUGUUGCCUGGAAUAGGCAACAGAUAACUGAAGCUUCUACAAAGGAAGUCAUUCUUGGUACAGAGAAUGGUCAACUGUAUGAAAUUGCUGUAGAUGAGAAGGACAAGAAGGAAAAGUAUAUAAAGCCUUUAUUUGAAUUAGCUGAACUUCCAGAAGCUAUCAUGGGUUUGCAGAUGGAAACAGCUAUCUUGAGCAAUGGAUCUAGAUAUUAUGUGAUGGCUGUUACUCCCACAAGACUUUAUUCUUUCACUGGAGUUGGAUCACUAGAAACAAUUUUUGCCAGUUACUUGAACCGUGCUGUGCAUUUCAUGGAACUUCCUGGUGAAAUACCAAACAGUGAUUUGCAUUUCUUUAUGAAGCAAAAAAGAGCUGUUCAUUUCGCAUGGCUUUCUGGAGCUGGCAUCUACCAUGGCAGCCUAAAUUUUGGAUCACAGCGUAGUUCUCCAAAUGGCGAUGAAAACUUUGUGGAGAACAAGGCUCUCCUGGACUAUGCAAAGUUGUCUAAUGGUGCAGAAGUAGUCAAACCCAGUUCCAUGGCAGUGUCCGAAUUUCACUUUUUGCUUCUUAUUGGGAAUAAGGUUAAGGUUGUAAAUAGAAUUAGCGAGCAAAUCAUAGAAGAACUUCAGUUUGAUCAGGUUUCAGACUCUUCUUCAAGAGGAAUUAUUGGACUAUGUAGUGAUGCAACUGCAGGGUUGUUCUAUGCGUAUGACCAGAACUCUAUCUUUCAGGUUUCUGUGAAUGAUGAAGGUCGAGAUAUGUGGAAGGUCUAUCUAGAUAUGAAAGAGUAUGCUGCAGCUUUAGCCAAUUCUCGUGAUCCACUCCAGAAAGACCAAGUAUAUUUAGUUCAGGCUGAAGCUGCAUUCAGCUCCAGGGACUUCCUCAGGGCAGCAUCCUUUUAUGCAAAAAUUAACUAUAUAUUAUCCUUUGAGGAGAUCACUUUGAAGUUUAUCAGUGUCAAUGAACAGGAUGCUUUGAGAACCUUUUUGUUAAGGAAGCUUGACAAUCUUUCAAAGGACGAAAAAUGCCAAAUAACAAUGAUCUCCACAUGGGUGACAGAACUGUACCUGGACAAGAUAAAUCGCCUUCUUUUAGAAGAUGAUACAGCUUUGGUGAAUCGUAAUUCUGAAUAUCAGUCUAUCAUUAAAGAGUUUCGUGCUUUCCUUAGUGACUGCAAAGAUGUUUUGGAUGAAGUGACUACAAUGAGACUUCUAGAGAGCUAUGGGAGGGUUGAAGAAUUAGUAUUUUUUGCUAGUCUGAAGGAACAGCAUGGGAUUGUUAUUCAUUACCAUAUUCAGCAAGGGGAAGCAAAGAAGGCAUUGGAAGUUCUUCGAAAACCUGCUGUUCCAGUAGAUCUUCAGUACAAGUUUGCCCCAGAUCUUAUUACUCUCGAUGCUUAUGAGACUGUCGAGUCGUGGAUGGCCUCAAACAACCUGAACCCAAGGAAACUUAUUCCUGCAAUGAUGCGUUAUUCAAGUGAACCACAUGCAAAGAAUGAAACCCAUGAAGUAAUUAAAUACUUGGAAUUCUGUGUUCAUCAUUUGCAUAAUGAGGAUCCAGGAAUCCACAAUUUGUUGCUCUCUUUGUAUGCUAAGCAGGAAGAUGAUAGUUCCCUUUUACGUUUCCUACAAUGCAAAUUCGGAAAAGGGCAAGAGAACGGGCCUGAUUUCUUUUAUGACCCUAAGUAUGCCCUGCGCCUCUGCCUCAAGGAAAAACGGAUGCGUGCCUGCGUUCAUAUAUAUAGCAUGAUGGCAAUGCAUGAGGAAGCUGUUGCUCUUGCUCUGCAGAUUGAUCCAGAGCUAGCAAUGGCUGAAGCUGACAAGGUUGAAGAUGAUGAAGACUUGAGAAAGAAGCUUUGGCUGAUGGUUGCCAAGCAUGUUAUUGAGCAGGAAAAGGGAACUAAAAGGGAGAAUAUAAGAAAGGCAAUAGCAUUUCUCAAGGAAACAGAUGGCCUACUAAAGAUUGAGGACAUAUUGCCAUUCUUUCCCGACUUUGCUUUAAUUGAUGACUUCAAGGAGGCAAUUUGCUCCUCACUGGAUGAUUACAACAAGCAAAUUGAGCAAUUGAAGCAGGAGAUGAAUGAUGCAACACAUGGUGCAGACAACAUUAGAAAUGAUAUUAGUGCAUUAGCUCAGAGAUAUGUUGUGGUUGACCGUGACGAGGAUUGUGGGGUCUGUAGGCGUAAAAUUUUGGCUAUUGGCGGGGAUUACAGAAUGGCUAGCGGAUAUACUGCUGUAGGAACAAUGACUCCUUUCUAUGUCUUUCCCUGUGGACAUGCUUUUCACGCCCACUGCCUGAUUGCACACGUGACACGUUGCACCAAUGAAUCUCAAGCAGAAUACAUACUGGAUUUGCACAAGCAACUAACUUUACUUAGUGGCGAAGUCCGAAGGGAAUCGAAUGGUGGUAUGACAAACGAAGCCAUUACUAGUGUCAGCCCUACUGAUAAACUCCGAUCCCAGUUAGAUGAUGCAGUGGCCAGUGAAUGCCCAUUUUGUGGCGAAUUAAUGAUCCGUGAAAUCUCUUUGCCUUUCAUCAUGCCGGAGGAAGCCCGGCAGGUUAAUUCAUGGGAGAUAAAACCGCAGAACCUCGGAAACCAAAGAAGCUUUUCUUUGCCUGUAUGAUUGGAUUAUGCAUGUCCACCGACCCAUUCCGGUCCAUCCGCACCGUGCCGUCCUAGGGCCGGUUAUGUGGUUUUCUAGCCUUCUCAGCAUCACUUGAGCCUGAAUGGUUGCUUAUUUCAUGCAAUUUAUUCGUAUUGUUCCCUUUUCUUUUCCUUUUCCUUUUUCUAUUUAUUGUAUCGUUUGCAUUUCCUCCCAUGCCUCUUUGUUUUCUGUUUUUCUUUUUGUGUUCCAAGUUUGGGGUUUUUUUUAUGUAAUCAACCAAUCUUUUGUUACUUGGAAAUGGAUCGUGUAAUCUGUUUAUUUAUGUUUCUUUCCUCA
Hibiscus syriacus is the source of this 3282-nucleotide messenger RNA. Its product is annotated as vacuolar sorting protein 18-like. The record is from RefSeq and is a predicted model, not a curated record. Gene Ontology annotation, cellular component: endosome; HOPS complex. Lineage: Eukaryota; Viridiplantae; Streptophyta; Magnoliopsida; Malvales; Malvaceae. Bases 1 to 2964 code for a protein of 987 amino acids. Gene Ontology annotation, molecular function: protein-macromolecule adaptor activity. Gene Ontology annotation, biological process: organelle fusion; vesicle-mediated transport; endosome organization. The transcript is spliced from 23 exons.